UUUACUGACCCUUGUACGAUAUCCAAAAUAUCUAAAUCAAAUCAAAAUGCUUUACAAAAACCGUGUUGUUAUGUCCAGAAUGCGAUCAAAAUAUCGUUACUACUGUAGAUUAUUUUCAACACAACACAAUGUUGCUGAAUUAGAAGUGCCUUUCUCAAAUGGAUUAACUUCCCUAAAGUUGUCAUCAGGAAGGUUUGCACGGUUCGCCGAUGGUUCCUGUGUGGCGACUCUCGGAAACUCGAGUGUGCUAGCCACUGUUGUUUCGAGAGCAAAGCAGAAUAGUGCUUCAUUUCUACCUUUGGUAGUUGAUUAUAGACAGAAAGCAGCUGCUGCUGGAAGAAUUCCAACUAACUUUUUAAGGAGAGAAUUAGGUCCGACGGAACGUGAAAUCCUAAUAUCUCGUCUGAUUGACCGCUCAGUACGCCCACUUUUUCCUCUAAACUAUAAUUUUGAUACUCAAAUUGUGUGCAACACUCUGGCAGUCGAUGCUACAAAUCCGCCUGAAACUAUCGCUAUAAAUGCUGCCAGUGCUGCGUUAGCUGUUUCUGAUGUACCAUGGAAUGGGCCCGUGGGUGCUGUGAGAUUAGGCCAAAUAGACAACGAAAUAAUCAUAAACCCCACUCGCAAAGACCUGGAAAAGUCAAAUCUAAACCUUGUGGUAGCAGCGACGAGGAGCAACCUGGUGGUGAUGCUGGAAGGCAGCGCCAACGAUAUCCUGCAACAGGACCUGCUUAAGGCCAUCAAACUAGGAACCAAAGAAGCCCAAAACGUAGUCCGCGGCAUAGAGAAGCUACAAAAAGAGCAUGGCAAAACCAAACGUGAAUACGAGACACAGCCGCCGCUCGACCAGUCUAUCGUGGCAUCUAUCAAGACACUUUCUACUAUGAAGAUCAGGGAGAUUCUAAGUGACCACUCCCACGACAAGCUGUCACGCGACCUGGCAAUCUCAGAAUUGCGUCAGACUGUUUUGAACCAACUUAGAGACACCGAAGCAGACCUCACCCAGCUACAAGAUUGCUUCUCAUCGCAUCUCAGACAAAUAUUUCGUGAUAUGAUCUUUGAAAAUGAUAUACGAUGUGAUGGACGGCAUUUGGAUGACCUUAGGAAGAUCAGUUGUCAGGUGUCUCUGUAUGAACCCCUACACGGGAGUGCAUUGUUCCAGCGCGGUCAAACGCAGGUCCUAUGCACAGUGGCCUUCGACUCACCCGACAGCGCGCUCAAGAUGGACACACUUACUAUGCUUACAAGUGGCAUAAAAGAGAAGAGCUUCUUCCUGCACUACGAGUUCCCGCAGUUCGCGACGGGCGAGGUGGGCCGCGCGGGGGCGCCGGGGCGGCGGGAGGCGGGCCACGGGGCCCUGGCCGAGAGGGGCCUGCUGCCCGUCGUGCCGCACCAGCCCUACACCGUACGGCUUACCGCAGAAGUACUGGAGUCCAAUGGGUCGAGCUCCAUGGCAUCCGUCUGCGGAGGGUCCUUGGCUCUCAUGGACGCAGGUGUCCCUCUGUCAGCUCCGGCGGCCGGAGUGGCCAUUGGCCUUGUCUCGCGGCAUGAUAACAACGGCAAUAUGGAGGACUACAGGAUCCUUACUGAUUUGUUAGGCAUAGAAGACUACAUGGGUGAUAUGGACUUCAAAGUAGCUGGCACGAAAAAAGGUGUAACGGCGCUUCAGGCCGAUAUCAAAGUUGGUGGGCUGCCCCUGAAGGUCGUCAUGGAAUCCGUGCAGAAAGCUUGUGACGCGAAGAGUCGAAUUAUCGAUAUUAUGAACCAGUGUAUAGAUAAACCGAGACAAGGUAGAAAAGAAAACAUGCCAGUUAUCCAACAGAUGGAAGUAGAGGCACACAAACGAUCCAAACUUGUCGGCCUAGGAGGCAUCAAUCUCAAGAAAUUGUACGUUGAGACCGGUGUGCAGGUAACGCCAAUAGACGAAACAAGAUACAGCAUAUUCGCGCCGUCUCAAGCGGCAAUGGACGAGGCACAAGCUCGCAUACAAACAUGGCUGUCGGCCGAACGGACACCGGAUUUGGAAUUUGGUGCUAUAUAUAAAGCCAAAAUAGUCGAAGUUAAAGAUAUCGGAGUACUUGUCACUUUGUACAGCGGAAUGGCGCCUGCGCUCGUACAUAAUAGCCAACUUGAUCAUAGAAAGAUCCAGCACCCAUCAGUGUUGGGCUUGGACGUGGGCUCCGAGAUCCAAGUCAAGUACUUCGGCCGCGAUCCCGUCUCAGGCCAGGCCAGGCUAUCGAGGAAAGUGCUUACGUCACCGCCGCCCGGCAUCGUUAGAAAACUUGAUAAAAGUUAAAUAUUGCAGUGACUUUUGAUACGAAACAGGAAAAAAAAACUGUGAAUUUAUAUUUUCGUUUGACAGUGAAAACCUUGGAAAUCAAAUAUAAUAAAGAAAUAUUAUAGGUGUUUUUUUAGAAACAAAGCGUUGGAGCGCCCAUUCCAUGUAUUGCCCCACCUAUAAAACAUUUGAAGAACAGUCCAAUAUUUUUGUGUUAAAGAAUUAGAGAAGAUCAAAUUGUUAUCUUACAUUUGUUGGAGAUACCUUCUGUAUAAGUGUAUUUGUUGAACGGACUUCCUGUACAAGUGUGUUUGUUGGACGUACCUCCUGUAAAAAUAUAUUUAUUGAACGUACCACUUGUAAAAAAAUAUUUGUUAAACAUGGUCGUU
Molecule: messenger RNA, 2667 nt
Organism: Hyposmocoma kahamanoa
Lineage: Eukaryota; Metazoa; Arthropoda; Insecta; Lepidoptera; Cosmopterigidae
Gene: PNPase
Product: polyribonucleotide nucleotidyltransferase 1, mitochondrial
Exons: 13
Coding region: 47-2296 (749 amino acids)
Biological process (GO): mitochondrial RNA 3'-end processing; mitochondrial mRNA catabolic process
Cellular component (GO): cytosol; mitochondrion
Molecular function (GO): 3'-5'-RNA exonuclease activity; polyribonucleotide nucleotidyltransferase activity; RNA binding
Source: RefSeq, a predicted model, not a curated record